This is a messenger RNA of Anolis sagrei ordinatus, 5925 nucleotides long. The record is from RefSeq and is a predicted model, not a curated record. NCBI's taxonomy places the organism in Eukaryota, Metazoa, Chordata, Lepidosauria, Squamata, Anolidae.
AUGGAUGACUUGACCUUGCUGGGUGCUAACAAUUUCCACCGUUUCACCCACGAAUCUUUGGCUACCAUUCAGAAGCGCAUUGCAGCCAAGAAAGAAUGCGAAGACAUACCACUUAUGGACAAGCCUCGCCCUCAGCUUGACUUACAGGCUUUCCAGAAGCUGCCGGCUCUCUAUGGAAACCUUCCUCCCGAGCUCAUUGGAGAGCCCCUUGAGGAUCUGGACCCCUACUAUAAUGAUCAUAAGACGUUCAUGGUACUGAACAAAGGGAAAGCCAUCUUCCGGUUUACAGCCACUCGUGCUCUGUGGAUCUUUAGCCCUUUUCAUCCAAUCAGACGACUAGCAAUUAAAAUUUUGGUCCAUUUGUUCACCAUGUUUAUCAUAGUCACUAUUUUAAUUAACUGUGUCUUCAUGACUUUCUCGGAAUCACCACAAUCGGGCACCAACGAGACUUCUUCAAGCAGAUACGUUGAGUUCACUUUCACUGGUAUUUAUACCUUUGAAUGUCUAAUCAAGAUAUUGGCAAGGGGUUUCUGUUUGAACGAGUUCACUUUCCUGCGAGAUCCAUGGAACUGGUUGGAUUUUAGUGUGAUUAUGAUGGCAUACAUCGGAGCGUUUAUUGACUUGGGUAACGUUUCAGUUCUUCGGAUGUUUCGGGUGCUGAGAGCUUUGAAAACAAUUUCUAUCAUCCCAGGUCUGAAGGUCAUUGUUGGUGCCCUCAUCCAGUCCAUCAAGAAACUUGCAGAUGUGAUGAUCCUGACUGUCUUCUGCCUGAGUGUCUUUGCCCUCAUUGGCCUCCAACUCUUUAAGGGGCAUCUGAGACAUAAAUGUGUCAAGAACUACACAGAGUAUGUCAACAAGAGCAAAUGGCUGCAGCAUCCCAAUGAGACAUCGAUUCCCAAAGAACACAACUUGAUUUCCUAUCAGGAGUUCAUCCUUAAUGCAGAUAAUUACAUCUUUAAGAAUGACACCGAAGACUAUUUAUUGUGUUCUAAUAGUUCAGAUGGUGGCUCCUGUCCACGAGAUUCUGUUUGCCUGAAGGUUGGAGGUAACCCCGAUUACGGAUUCACAAGCUUUGACACUUUCGGCUGGGCCUUUCUCUCCUUGUUCCGUCUUAUGACACAGGAUUACUGGGAGCGCCUCUAUCAACAGACUCUCAGAGCUUCGGGGAAGAUCUAUAUGCUGUUUUUCAUGCUGGUCAUCUUCCUGGGAUCUUUCUAUCUGGUCAACCUGAUCCUGGCUGUGGUCACGAUGGCAUAUGAAGAACAGAGCAAAGCUACUAUUGCUGAAACAGAGGCCAAAGAGAGGAAAUUUCGGGAAGCCAUGGAGAUGCUAAAGAAAGAGCAGGAGGAAUUAGCUGCCAAAGAAAAUGAUAGCAUGUCGCACAGCUCCUUUGAUGUGUCACCGAUAGCAUCCAAAGAGGUCAAAGAACGAAGCAACAGAAUGAAGAAGCUGUCUUUAGGGAUGGAAGAUUAUGGAGAGGAGCAAAAAACCCCUCAGUCUUACUCUAGUGAAAGUCAUCAGAAAUUGGCUGUCCUUACCCACAGUUAUGCUUCUAGUUCAAACCCAGCGAAACGUCGACCUAGCCAUGGCAGCGUAUUCAAUUUCCAUGUACCAAGGGGUGAAUUUGGGGAGGAUGAUUCUAGCAGCGCUGGGGAGAUGGAGAACCAGCGUGGCUUGCUGCUCGCUACGCGGAUGGGGAGGCGGCCAAGCAUCCAAAGCCAAGCCAGCUACAAUUCUCGCCCAGGGACUCCGAAUUACAUGAUACCUGGACGAUGGAGCACUGGAGAGGAGUGCAAUGGGCCAAUCGCAUUGAUGGGGAGCAGUGGAGUAAGGCCACUCAAAGAACCCAUUUCAGGGGAAGGGGUGUUGCUUCCUCCAGUUAUGGAAAACCCCAGCAAAGGAGAUCUGACUCCUUCAUAUGAUGAGGCCAAAAGGAUGCUCCAAAGUCACCGUCUGUCUGUGGAUCAUUAUAACCAUCCGCUUCAAAGGCAGAGGGCAGCCAGUGCAGUCAGCAUCAUUACAAGUGUGCUGGAAGAACUUGAAGAAUCAAAUCAGAGAUGCCCCCCUUUUUUGAAGAAGUUGGCCUUCAGGUAUCUUGUCUGGGAAUGUUGCCCACUGUGGAUGAAAAUAAAGAAGAAAGUGAGCAUUUUUGUUAUGGAUCCAUUUACUGACCUCGCGAUCACACUUUGCAUUGUGAUUAAUACUCUUUUCAUGGCUCUAGAACACUACAAAAUGACACCCGGGUUCAAACUCAUGCUUUCCAUUGGGAACAAGAUUUUCACAGCAAUUUUUACUGCAGAAGUGAUCCUGAAAAUCAUUGCAAUGGACCCCUUUUACUAUUUCCAGCAGCGUUCAAAUAUCUUUGACAGUAUUGUUGUUUUCAUCAGCAUCAUUGAAUUGAGCAUUCCCAGCGAGCCCCCAAAACCUGGCAAGGGAAAAAGAGGCGGAAAGAAAGGCACCUUCACCGUUUUACGAACUUUGCGGCUGCUGCGUGUCUUCAAAUUGGCCAAGUCUUGGCCAACCUUAAACACUCUUAUCAAAAUCAUUUUGAACUCCAUCGGUGCCUUGAGCAACCUCACCCUUGUUUUGAUCCUCAUCGUCUUCAUCUUUGCUGUUUUCGGAAUGCAGCUCUUUGGCAACAGCUAUAGGUUAGGUCGCUGCAAUAUCACUGCCACUUGCAGACCACGGUGGCAUAUGGAGGACUUUUACCACUCUUUCCUGGUUAUUUUCCGGAUUCUGUGUGGAGAAUGGAUCGAGACCAUGUGGGGUUGUAUGGUGGUGGCAGACACGCCCUUGUGCCUCUUAGUUUUCCUGUCAGUGAUGGUGAUCGGAAAUUUGGUGGUUCUCAAUUUGUUCAUUGCGCUACUACUGAACUCCUUCAGCGCUGACAAUCUCACUCAACUCCCUGAAGACGACAGAGAGACGAACAACCUCAAGAUCGCCUGUGCUCGAAUCCACCGGGGGCUUCAUGGAGCAAAACAGUGGAUGUUGGCUUUCUGUUUCAAAGCCUUUGGCUACAAGAAAAAAGCAGCUCAAAAGAAAAUAAAAUGUGACACUGAGAAAAACGGGCUGGAGCUUACAAAGGACGGACUUCAUUCCAAAGAAAAAUAUAGUAAUGGAGGGAAUGAGAAGAUUGGAGAAAGAUACUCAGUGAAUAAUAUCCUGGAUGAUUACAUUAGCAAUCCCAGUGUGUUUGUCUCCGUUCCCAUUGCUCAUGGGGAGUCAGACAGUGACGGUUCUGAAGAUGCUGCUGAUAAGCAAGAUACAGUCAUGGAGACAAAUCAUACCAAGCAGGCUGACGUCACCAGCUGUUCCGAAGGCAGCACUAUAGACAUACCGGAUCCUGAUGAAUUCUUGAAGAACAUCCCUGAACUAGCUGAAGAUUCAAAGGAGCCUGAUAAUUGUUUCCCAGAGAGAUUGACUCGUCAUUAUCCCUGGUGUUCAGUCAAUACCACAAAGUUUCCAGGCAGAAUGUGUUGGAAUCUAAGAAAAACGUGUUACCAAAUUGUAGAGCACAACUGGUUUGAGAGCUUCAUUGUAUUCAUGAUUCUGCUCAGUAGUGGAGCGCUGGCAUUUGAAGAUAUUUACUUGACUGAGAAACCAAAAGUUAGAAUGGUGCUGGAAUAUGCUGACAAAAUCUUCACCUAUAUCUUUAUAUUGGAGAUGCUGCUGAAAUGGGUGGCGUAUGGAUUCCACAAAUAUUUCACAAAUGCCUGGUGCUGGCUGGAUUUCCUAAUAGUAGAUGUCUCUUUAGUAACACUCAUAGCAAAUCUGGCUGGGAAGUCUGAGAUAGGUCCCAUGAAAUCUCUCCGGACCCUGAGAGCUUUGAGACCAUUAAGAGCCUUGUCACGAUUUGAAGGGAUGAGGGUGGUGGUCAAUGCCUUGCUCGGAGCCAUUCCUUCCAUUAUGAACGUCCUUCUUGUCUGCCUCAUUUUCUGGCUCAUCUUCAGCAUUGUGGGCGUCAGCCUCUUUGCUGGAAAGUUUGGGAAAUGCGUCAACAUGACCGAAGCCAAUUCCACCAUAAACGACGCACUGAUUAAAACGAUGACCGAUUGCAACAAGAAAAACAAUACUCGGUUGUACUGGACAACGGUUAAAGUGAAUUUUGACAAUGUUGGCUCUGGUUAUCUGUCUCUUUUACAAGUGGCAACUUUCAAAGGUUGGAUGGACAUCAUGUAUGCUGCAGUAGAUUCUGGAGAGACAGAACACCAGCCCAAAUUCGAAAACAACCAAUAUAUGUACCUCUAUUUUGUGAUAUUUAUUGUCUUUGGAUCUUUCUUCACUCUGAAUCUUUUUGUUGGCGUCAUCAUUGACAAUUUUAAUCAGCAGAAGAAAAAGUUUGGUGGAGAAGACAUCUUCAUGACAGAGGAACAGAAAAAGUAUUAUAAUGCCAUGAAAAAACUGGGAUCUAAGAAGCCUCAAAAACCCAUCCCAAGACCUUUGAACAAAUACCAAGGAUUCAUUUUUGACAUUGCAACCCACCAAGCCUUUGAUAUCAGCAUCAUGGUCCUUAUCUGCCUUAACAUGGUCACUAUGAUGGUGGAAACAGAUGAACAAUCUGCAGAGAAGACAUACGUUCUUAGCAAAAUCAAUGUCCUCUUCAUCACCGUCUUCACAGCAGAGUGUGUCAUGAAGCUUGUGGCUCUGAGAUACUACUAUUUCACCAAUGGAUGGAACAUUUUUGACCUGGUUGUUGUGAUCAUGUCAAUUGUUGGUAGUGUACUUUCCGGCAUUGUGGUUUCUUUCUCACCAACUCUUUUCCGGGUGAUCCGUUUGGUGAGGAUAGGACGAAUACUCAGGCUCAUCCGCUCUGCGAGAGGAAUCCGCACCCUCCUUUUUGCUUUGAUGAUGUCCCUCCCAGCUCUGUUCAACAUUGGUCUCCUGCUUUUCCUUGUCAUGUUCAUCUAUGCCAUUUUUGCCAUGGCGAACUUUGCAUAUGUCAAAAUGGAAGCUGGGAUUGACGACAUGUUCAACUUCAAGACCUUUGGGAACAGUAUGCUCUGCCUUUUCCAAAUCACGACGUCCGCCGGCUGGGAUGGACUUCUCAGCCCCAUUUUAAACACUGGCCCUCCCUUUUGUGACCCAAACCCCAUUUCACAAAGAGGGGACUGUGGGAACCCUGCUUUAGGCAUCAUGUUCUUUGUUACGUACAUCAUUAUAACCUUUCUCAUAGUUGUGAACAUGUACAUUGCUGUUAUUUUGGAGAAUUUCAAUGUUGCCACUGAAGAGAGCACCGAACCUUUAGGCGAUGAUGACUUUGAAAUGUUUUAUGAAGUGUGGGAAAAGUUUGACCCCCUUGCAACUCAAUUCAUCCCAUAUGCAAAACUUUCUGACUUUGCAAAUACUCUGGCAGCCCCUCUGCGUAUACCUAAACCAAACAAACUUGAGCUCAUAACAAUGGAUCUCCCAAUGGUGAGUGGGGACAGGAUCCAUUGCUUGGACAUCCUCUUUGCUUUCACCAAAAGGGUGCUUGGAGACUCCGGAGAGAUGGAUACGCUUAAGGUGCAGAUGGAGGAAAAAUUCAUGGCAGCCAAUCCAUCCAAGUCUUUUGAGCCUAUCAGCACCACUCUCCAAAGGAAGUAUGAGGAGAUGGCUGCUGUCACGCUCCAGAGAGCAUUUCGGAGUCACUUGCUUCAACGGUCCAUGAAGCAGGCCUCGUUCUUACACCGACAAAAAACCAGCGAUGGAGACAUCCUCGAAGAAGAUGCUCCGGAAAAAGAAGGCCUCAUUGCACAUCUCAUGAAUGAAAACUAUAUCAGCAGCCCUGACAAAACUCGAACACCAUCCUUAGAAUCCAUCCCUCCAUCCUACCAUAGCGUUACUGGAGCCCUGGAUGAUGGUGCCAAGGGGGAAACAUCCAGGGCUCUUGAGGAACCUAAAGAUGGACAUCUGUCUCCAAGGAAGGAUAAGGAAUCUGACAUGUAG